Messenger RNA from Laetiporus sulphureus 93-53, 1026 nucleotides. RefSeq lists its product as uncharacterized. The transcript has 4 exons. Lineage: Eukaryota; Fungi; Basidiomycota; Agaricomycetes; Polyporales; Laetiporaceae. The annotation marks the transcript as partial. The record is from RefSeq and is a predicted model, not a curated record.
AUAGAGGAGGUGCAAGUGCUCCUCCGGGGCUACGUCCGCACCUGUAUAUCGCGGAAUAACCAGAAACAGCGGCAGCUCGAUAGCUUGCUAUCUUCGCGCGAGUGCCUUUGGACACGUGGGAUCGUCUACCCCUCACCAGGGACCCACUCUCUGACCAUGCCGUUCAGCCUUGAGCUUCCGGAGAGCGUACCGCCCUCAUUCGACAUCAGCUACCCAGGAGUCGACGCGACGAUCCGCUACUUUGUCGAGAUCAUCGGCGUCCGUCCGGGUGCGCUGCGCACGAACUUCCGGUCGCAGCACCCAUUAGCGGUGGUAUCCCCCGAUCCGGUCGGCGCGCAGGUGAGGACUGGUCUUCGAAGCGGCUGGAAUGGGCCCUGGAAGGUCAUCACCGAGAAUAAACGGAUUCGGCGCGGGUUUUGGGGAGAGUUCGCCGAUGUGAGCGUGGAGCUCGCGUUUCCUCUCGUGCCCGCUCUCCCCCUGCAUACCCAGAUCCCCUUCCGGAUAUCAGUAUCGACGCUCAGCAAAACGCUGGACUCGGACGAUGGCAAGGAGAUCUGGCCAGUGCCCCCGAUGCACCCGGAGAAGGUGCAUUUCAAGCUGAAGCGCAGAGUGCACGUGAAGGCAGGGAUGUGGAGCCAAUAUUCAGUCCAGGAUGUCUCUCGGCUUGGUGGUAUGGGCCGCUCGCAUGGCGCGGUGGAGAUAUGCGAGUCGCAGUGUCAGUGGGUCCCCCUCGCCAAGUCCUCCAAGGGAAAGUGGAGGCAACGGAAGACGUUUCGCUCCUCGUUCAGGCUGAGCUGCCCACCGACGUUCACGAAUUAUUUAGUGAAGAAUGAGUACUUCUUGUAUAUUGAAGUACCGUUUAGCGGGUUCUUGAACAAUUUGUGCAGUAUCGUUCCGGUCACAAUCUCCUCUGGCAAGAUGCCACGCCGUGCGGCUGAUCAGAUUGUCGUGCCUUCACAUCUGUGGCCAGACUGGGAACAGAUCGAUUUACCCCGUAAGCGGAAGUAUGCACUAUCCUUUGCGUAG